CACCCACUCGAACCAGAUCGAAUCUUCCAUGUCUCUUUGAUUCCAUUCUUCGCAGACCUCGGCGCGAGACUUAUUCCUGUCUACUCCUGCGCUUCCGCCUGUCUCGACACGCACUUCCCGUCUCUUGUGGUCCGGCAUCUUUGCAAUCACAUUGCGUCGGGUCGUCGCGUGUCGAGCAACAGCUUUCCAACUAUUCCCAACUCCAACCGUCUCCAAACUGUAGAAUCAUCCGCCACAAGGCCAGACCGCGAAAAUGGUGCUUCACAACCCCAACAACUGGCACUGGGUCAACAAGGACGUCGGGCCCUGGGCCAAACAAUGGUUCGAGGACAACCUGACCAAGCUAGAAGUCGAGGAUGGCGGGGUUUCGGCCAAGAUUAGCAAGGUCGUCAGCAUGGACGGAGACGUCGACGUCAGCCAGCGCAAGGGCAAGGUCAUUACCAUCUUUGAUGUCAAGCUAGCUCUGGAGUACUCAGGCACCACUGCGGAUGAGGUCUAUGUCACGGGCGGCAUCACCGUCCCUGAGGUGGCCCACGAUACCGACGAGGAUGAGUUCGUGUUCGACAUCGACAUCCACGCCGACGCCAAGGAGAAGCAGCCCGUCAAGGAUCUGGUCCGCUCCAAGCUGGUGCCCAAGCUGCGUGCCGAAUUCCUGAAGCUCGCGCCGGCCCUCAUCAAUGAGCACGGCAAGGACAUUCAGCACGCCCCGGGCUCCAACCCGUCCAGCGGCUUCUCCACCCCCAAGGUCCACGGCCAAGCCACGCCCUCGCCGCUCGCAGGUGCUUCGUCAUCCGCCGCCGCGUCUCAGUCCGGCGCCGUCGUCAACACCACCACCGUCACCGACAACGAGGAGUUCCGCACCACGGCCGAUGAGCUGUACAAGACCUUUACGGACCCGCAGCGCCUAGCCGCCUUCACGCGCGAGCCGCCCCGCGUCUUCGAAGGCGCGCGCCCCGGCGGCAAGUUCGAGCUGUUUGGCGGAAACGUCGCCGGCGAGUACAAGGAGCUGGAUGAGCCCAAGAGCAUUGUGCAGUCGUGGCGGCUGAACCAGUGGCCGGCCGGACACUUCUCGACGCUGCGUAUCGAGUUUGACCAGAACGACGUCGAGCAUGUCACCGUCAUGCGCGUCACCUGGAGCGGUGUGCCCGUCGGCCAGGAGGACGUCACCAAGCGGAACUGGGGCGAGUACUACGUUCGCAGUAUCAAAAGGACCUUUGGAUUCGGUACCAUUCUAUAAAAUGGCUUGUUAGUCGCGGGCUGGAAAGGGGGGAGUUUAUGGCGUUCAGUGGGUCGGAUGGAUGGGGGGAUGGGGUUGUUGAGAGACGCUGGCCAGAAAUGGAGCGUCGAAUGAUGGGGAACGCAAGCCCGACGUUCGGUCCCUAAAAUCUACAUGGGUGACAUCUGUCAUCCUCGAUUGGUUCUACGCAUAAUGAUGCUAUAGGCUAUAUGAAAUACACGCUUUACGACAAGAGCAUACGAUGG
Molecule: messenger RNA, 1482 nt
Organism: Gaeumannomyces tritici R3-111a-1
Lineage: Eukaryota; Fungi; Ascomycota; Sordariomycetes; Magnaporthales; Magnaporthaceae
Product: hsp90-like protein
Exons: 4
Coding region: 254-1237 (327 amino acids)
Biological process (GO): positive regulation of ATP-dependent activity; protein folding
Cellular component (GO): cytosol
Molecular function (GO): ATPase activator activity; protein-folding chaperone binding
Source: RefSeq, a predicted model, not a curated record